Hyalella azteca is the source of this 1001-nucleotide messenger RNA. RefSeq names its product 40S ribosomal protein SA (gene sta). Bases 110 to 973 code for a protein of 287 amino acids. Gene Ontology annotation, cellular component: 90S preribosome; ribosome; cytosolic small ribosomal subunit. NCBI's taxonomy places the organism in Eukaryota, Metazoa, Arthropoda, Malacostraca, Amphipoda, Hyalellidae. Gene Ontology annotation, molecular function: structural constituent of ribosome. Gene Ontology annotation, biological process: ribosomal small subunit assembly; cytoplasmic translation. The transcript is spliced from 7 exons. The record is from RefSeq and is a predicted model, not a curated record.
CAACACUUCUGUUUUUAUUUCGGCAAAGUUUUUCUUCAGCGAGUGCGGCUGUGAUGUUGAUGAGGUAGUAAAGAUUAUCUACUUCCACUUGUACUAAAAAAGUAAAAUCAUGUCUGGAGGAUUGCCUAUUCUUGCUAUGCAGGAGAGCGAUGUCACUCGCUUCCUUACUGCAUCCACUCACCUCGGCUCCACCAAUGUGAACUUCCAGAUGCAGCAGUAUGUCUUCAAAAGGCGUGCUGACGGUGUUCACAUCAUCAACUUGAAGAAGACUUAUGAGAAGCUUCUUCUCGCUGCACGCGCCAUUGCUGCCAUUGAGAACCCUGCUGAUGUUUACGUCAUCUCUUCCCGUCCUAUGGGCCAGCGAGCGGUGCUCAAGUAUGCCCGCUAUACUGGCGCCACUCCCAUUGCUGGCAGAUUCACUCCUGGCGCUUUCACUAACCAAAUCCAGGCGGCUUUCCGUGAGCCACGCCUGCUGGUGGUGACAGACCCCAUCCAAGAUCAUCAGCCUGUCAACGAGGCCUCGUACGUCAACAUCCCCGUCAUCGCCUUCUGCAACACUGACUCGCCACUGCGAUUUGUCGACAUCGCUAUCCCCUGCAACAACAGGUCGGUGCAGAGCGUCGGUCUCAUGUGGUGGAUGAUGGCUCGUGAGGUUCUGCGUCUGCGCGGUACCAUCUCCCGCACCAUCGCCUGGGAGCUCGAGAUCAUGCCUGAUCUCUUCUUCUACCGUGACGCUGAUGAUCAGGCUAAGGAAGAGGAAACUAAGGUUGAUGAAACAAUGAAGCUCGAUACUCAGCCUGAGGCUGUUGUGGAAGAGAUCCCAGAAGAUCUUGCACCUGUCGGUGGCGCUGUCAAUGUGGUUGCCGACGUCACUGCGCCACUCACUGCUGCGCCCAAGGCUGACUGGACCGGGCAGGAUGACACUGUUGGUGGAAACAGCGAGACCUGGGGAGGCGACAACACCUGGACCUAAGUCAAUAAAAUGACAGUCUGAGGUUAAA